This is a messenger RNA of Pungitius pungitius (ninespine stickleback), 2605 nucleotides long. RefSeq names its product centrosomal protein 76 (gene cep76). Bases 210 to 2198 code for a protein of 662 amino acids. Lineage: Eukaryota; Metazoa; Chordata; Actinopteri; Perciformes; Gasterosteidae. The record is from RefSeq and is a predicted model, not a curated record. The transcript is spliced from 13 exons. Gene Ontology annotation, biological process: regulation of centriole replication. Gene Ontology annotation, cellular component: centriole.
GCCACAGUUCAAACCGGUGGUCGUGUUUGUUAUGAGUGGUUGUCAUCCACCGUCACAUUGGAUUAACGUAGUGUUACACUCGGCAAAUAUGUUUACAUGGGUCGUGUAUAACACAACUGUAACGUUGGAUAGUAACCUUAAGUUACCAUUGUACUAACGUAGUUAGCUGUUGUUAGCUCGAAAGAGCUAACGCUAGUUAACUCCCUGUGAUGUCUCUGCCUCCAGAGAAAGCUUCCGAGCUGAAACAAAUCAUUCACAACCAUCUGCUCAAGAUGGACAUCCACGGAAAGAUCCGAGAGGUUCUGGCUGCGACUGUGAGGGAGGAGCAGGGCCCGGGACAGCGACCCCUGUCUGAGACGGAUUUCCUGCAGGCUCUGCAGCGCAGGGGCAUCAUUGAGGAUGCGAUGAAGGGCCUACACUUUACACAGGAAGUCCCAACAGAUUCAGAAAUGGGGUCCCGUCCUAAGGCUGCUCCUCAUCUCGAUGACAACAUCACUCUGCAUGAAAAAACCAAUAUUGACCCGUCCAGACGACACUUGUAUGUCCAAGUGCUUGGUGGUAAGGCCUUCCUGGAGCAUCUCCAGGAACCAGAGCCUUUACCCGGUCAAGUUUGCUCUACAUUGACGCUCUACCUGCACUUCCGCAACCAGAGGUUUUGUUCAAAGCCGGUGCCCUGCGCCUGCGAACCUGACCUGAAGGAGGGAUUCCUCCUGGAGGUCCAAAGAGAUGGAACCGGUGAGGGCAGUAAAAUGGCCGACGCCACCGCCAUGCUGUCGCUGUGUGAUCCUGUUCACAUGGUGCUGAUCAAGACGGACACCUCCGGUGAGACGGCGCUGGUUUCGUCCUACUUCCUGGACUGGAGGGCGGUCCUCUGCUCGCCCAGCGGGAGGACCUGCUUUGCUGUGGAGCUGAUGGGAGUCGGAAGUGAAUGCAAAGUCCCAGCUGGUGUUCUGACCGUCAGUCUGGAGCUCUACCCUCCUCUCACCGAGGUUCUGAGCACCGCCGUCGUCAGCACGCAGCAAUCACUGGAGAGACAGAGGACGGCGGAGAAGGAGAGGCUCUUCUUGGUUUAUGCCAAGCAGUGGUGGAGGGAGUUUCUGGAGAUCCGUCCAUCAAACCAAUCCAAGAUGGUCAAGAUCUUUGCGCAGGACGAGAACGGCAUCAACAGGCCGACUUGUUCUUACGUGAGUGUCCUGCGAGCGGGCCGACUUCUGGAGAGCCCACGACAGGCGGCCCGCUUCGUCAGCCUGCUUGCCCACGAGAAGGCCCCCGUGGUGGGAGGAGGAGGAGGCAAGCAGGAGCAGUGGUGCACACUAAUGGCGUUCCUGUGUAGGGGGAAGGGGGACUGCGAGGACCACGCCGCCCUGCUGUGCAGCCUCCUUCUGGGCUUCGGCCUGGAUGCGUACGUGUGCGUGGGCACCAAAGCCAAGGGGACGCCGCACACCUGGGUGCUGACCCGCGGCACCGACGGGAGCAUCACCUUCUGGGAGAGUCUGACGGCGCACAGAUACCUGCACCGGGCCAUAGACCCUGACGCCCCGCCCCUGGCCCCCCAGCCCAAACCCUCGUCCCCCUAUCGCACCGUGGGCUGCGUCUUCAACCACCUGACCUUCCUGGCCAACUGCCAGCCGUCCGACGCCGUGGAACUUUGUGUCUUUGACCUCCAGAAUCAGUCUCGGUGGAAGGCAAUGAGUGAAGAAGCUUUGAAGACUGUUUGCGGCCCAGGCUCCACCACAUCUCUGCCCCCGCUGCCUCCUCUCUGUGCCCCAUCUCUGGAUCCAGCCGCUGCCAGCAACCAGCUGGAGCUGGAGAUGCGCUUCCUGGUCUCUGAGCACAGGAAGGACCUGGGACUCGCGUCCGUGUGGGACGACCACCUGUCCUAUCUGCUGUCCUCGGCGCUGUCGGCCUACGAGCUGGAGCGCUGCACCGGCGUCUCGUGCGGCAACGAGGAGUUCCAGGACGCGGUGAGGAGGGCUGUGCCAGACGGCCACACCUUCAAAGGCUUCCCCAUCCACUUCUUGCACCGCAACGCUCGCAGAGCCUUUGCUACCUGCCUCAGGUCUGUGUUCUGUGAGGAGAUAGUGUGUUGCCGUGGCGACCAUGUGAGGCUCGCGGUCCGCGUCCGUGUGUUUGCCUACCCAGAGAACGCAUGUGCAGUGUGGCUCAUGUUUGCAUGUAAAUACCGCUGUGUGCUCUGAGCGCCAGUCACACGCCCCACAAACUCUACCUGCUCUAAUGUGAUCCUAAUGCAUUUAUAGAUUCUUCAUUUUACAUAUAAUUGUUACUAUCUAUUUUUGUAAAUAAAUGGAACUGUUUUAUAACUGUAGUAUUUUUUGCCUAAACCAAGAAAAGAAAGAUACAGAGGAAAAAAAUUAAACUCUAGAAUGAGGAGGUCCCUCUUCCAGGACUAACAUACAGUGUGUCCAGAAUAUCCAGCAUAUUAGUUUGGAAUAGGAAAUGUAUUUGACAGAAUCAAUGCAUUGAAUGGGAAUAUCUCAAAUUCAUUGUUUCAUCAGAUUGUUGGAUUGGAUGGUUCCGACAUGGCUCAGGUGAUACGGACAAAUGACAGGGUCCUGUUAUGUAAUUAAAAUGUGGGUUGUGAAAA